GGCACCAAGACUGUGAGGCACAACCUGGAGCCUUUGUUCGAGCAGUACAUCAACAACCUCAGAAGGCAGCUGGACUCCAUCACUGGGGAGCGAGGCCGCCUGGACUCUGAGCUGAGAGGCAUGCAGGACAUGGUGGAGGACUACAAGAGAAAAUAUGAAGAUGAAAUCAACAAACGCACAGCAGCAGAGAAUGAAUUUGUGACCCUGAAGAAGGACGUGGAUGCUGCCUACAUGAAUAAGGUGGAGCUGCAAGCCAGGGCAGACAGUCUCAGGGAUGAGAUCAACUUCCUGAGAGCCUUCUAUGAUGCUGAGCUGUCUCAGAUGCAAACCCACAUCUCAGACACUUCUGUGGUCCUGUCCAUGGACAACAACCGUAGCCUGGACCUGGACAGCAUCAUUGCAGAGGUGAAAGCCCAAUAUGAAGAGAUUGCUCAGAGGAGCCGUGCUGAGGCUGAGUCCUGGUACCAGACCAAGUACGAGGAGCUGCAGAUCACAGCAGGCAGACAUGGGGAUGACCUGCGCAACACCAAGCAGGAGAUUGCUGAGAUCAACCGCAUGAUCCAGAGGCUGAGGUCUGAGAUCGACCACGUCAAGAAGCAGUGUGCCAACCUGCAGGCUGCCAUUGCUGAUGCUGAGCAGCGAGGUGAGCUGGCCCUCAAGGAUGCCAGGAGCAAGCUGGAAGGUCUGGAGGAUGCCUUGCAGAAGGCCAAGCAGGACAUGGCCAGGCUGCUGAAGGAGUACCAAGAGCUCAUGAAUGUCAAGCUGGCCUUGGACGUGGAGAUUGCCACCUACAGGAAGCUGCUGGAAGGCGAGGAGUGCAGGUUGAGCGGUGAAGGCGUGGGACCAGUCAACAUCUCCGUGAUGCAGUCCACCAUCUCCAGUGGCUAUGGCAGUGCCGGUGGUGCCAGCAGUGGCUUAGGCCUAGGCGGAAGUGGCAGCUACUCCUACAGCAGUGGUCACAACCUUGGAGGUGGCUUCAGUUCCAGCAGUGGCAGAGGCAUUGGGAGCAGCCUGAGCACCUCUGGGGGCAGCACCUCUACCAUCAAAUACACUACCACCUCCUCCAGCAGGAAGAGCUACCGGCACUAA
Molecule: messenger RNA, 1089 nt
Organism: Dipodomys ordii (Ord's kangaroo rat)
Lineage: Eukaryota; Metazoa; Chordata; Mammalia; Rodentia; Heteromyidae
Product: keratin, type II cytoskeletal 6A
Exons: 8
Biological process (GO): intermediate filament organization; keratinization
Cellular component (GO): keratin filament
Molecular function (GO): structural constituent of skin epidermis
Source: RefSeq, a predicted model, not a curated record